UGCCCACCCCGUGCUGCCCACUCGGCCCGGCCAUGGAGAGCGCAGAGGUGGAGUCGGACAUCCUGCGCCGCGUCCGCACGCUGCUGCGAGAGCUGGAUGGUCACCACCCCUCCUGCCAGAGCGACCGAGGGAUGCUGCGAUGGACCCUGCAUAAAAAAAUCGACCAGAAUCCCAGUAACGGCUCCAUCCUGGUCCGGAUCCUGGUGAAGGAGCUGGAAAGGGCGGAGCGAGGUGACUUCAGACAUUACAUCAUCCCCUUGCUGCACACCCUGAUGUACGCCUUGAUAAAGGCCCCUUGCAUCUCCGACGAGCUCUGCAGCAGAGUGUAUGAUUUCUGCAAGAAGCUGCUCACCCUGCCCAAGCCCUUCUGCACCAUCGGUUUGGACUAUGCCAUCAGGCUGAAGAUGGAAAGGACAGCACCGGGUAUGUUGUACCAAAGAAUGGUCAUUUCUGAACAAAGUCUUAAAAGCGACCCGUACCCUUACCAGGAAAAGAUUUUCAUCUUUGCUGAUCCAGAGCUGCUCUCGGAAGCCAUCUGCAAUGCGCUGGUGACCGACACAGAGGCAGCUCAGGUAUCCCAGAGUCCCCAGGCGUGCAUGUGCUACGUGAUCAUCCAUGCCAUGCAGGCGGCCCUGGGCGAGGGCUGCAACGUCAGUGGCUUGAAGAGAAGCCUCCAGGAGAUGCCCACGAGCGACGUCGAGCACUGGUUCCAGCAAGUGGUGGCAGCGGUGGAGUCUGCAGGCCAGGAGGGGAGCGCAGACCGGGACCAGCACGCAGCCAGGCUGGAGAAGAUUUACUGCACCAUCCUCAGUGCCCUGCAAGCAGGCGAUGCUUCCUCGGGGGGACUGCAGGGAACCCCUCUGCCCAACCCCAACAUCAGCUUUCACCUCUGGACAGAAGAUGACCAGCUCUGGAAGGAACUGGUGCUGUUCAUCCGCCCGCUGUCGCAGAGCUGUGAGCCCAACUGCCUAAGCCAGGACCUGGACAACUUUGAGAUCCAGGACAUCAUUUCGGAGUGCGAGUGCUGUGAGCAGACCCGCUUCUCCGUGCUCUCCACCGACAGUGGCAUCGAGCGAGACCUUCCCGCGGCGGCUGAGGAGCCCUUCGCCCCUUGCAGCGCCGAGACGGAGCAAUCCCGGCUCCAGAGGAAAGGUGGCAUCAAAAAAAAGCUGUCACCGCUGGAGAGCGUGGCCUUCCUGCAGGCUGGCUGCAACGGUGCUGGGGCAAAGCCCCUGGCGAAGCCUCCAAAGAGAGCGGGCACCCCCCCAGAGCCAGCAGCCCCGCUCCAGAAGCUCCACACUGCCCGCAUCGUACUGCUGGGGGACGACCGCAUCCUGGGGCGCCUGGCCCAAGCCUACCACUCUUUGAGGAAACAAGAAACACGGCGAGUUUUCCUGACUCCCAGGCUGAACCUGCAGUUCUACUACAUCCCGGUUGUGACAGGGCAGCCCAACACCUUGGCCGUUGCGGACCACGCUGCCACCGGCCAAGAGGAGCUCUGUGAGGUGGCUGGGUACCUGGGCAGAGCUGACCCAUGGUAUGAGAGCAACAUCAACACGCUGUGCCACAUGAUUCCCAAGCUGGCCACCAUG
This is a messenger RNA of Calidris pugnax (ruff), 1592 nucleotides long. It is a transcript of the gene PIK3R6, whose product is annotated as phosphoinositide-3-kinase regulatory subunit 6. Gene Ontology annotation, cellular component: phosphatidylinositol 3-kinase complex, class IB. The transcript has 12 exons. Gene Ontology annotation, molecular function: 1-phosphatidylinositol-3-kinase regulator activity. The record is from RefSeq and is a predicted model, not a curated record. The annotation marks the transcript as partial. Gene Ontology annotation, biological process: G protein-coupled receptor signaling pathway; positive regulation of MAP kinase activity. Lineage: Eukaryota; Metazoa; Chordata; Aves; Charadriiformes; Scolopacidae.